Messenger RNA from Suillus paluster, 2135 nucleotides. RefSeq names its product cytochrome P450. NCBI's taxonomy places the organism in Eukaryota, Fungi, Basidiomycota, Agaricomycetes, Boletales, Suillaceae. The coding region runs from base 72 to 1805 and encodes 577 amino acids. The transcript has 13 exons. Gene Ontology annotation, molecular function: monooxygenase activity; heme binding; iron ion binding. The record is from RefSeq and is a predicted model, not a curated record.
AAAACCGGCAAUAUAUAUAUCAUGACAGCAGCACCGCUCGUCCCUGACGCGAUUUGUCCCCCCAGUUUUCUAUGUCCCUCUUCCAAGUCUGCGUGGUCGGAACAUGCUCUCUCGCUGUCUUCAAGGGCCUCCAAUUACUACUGCGAAAAUCUCAUAGUUUUGAUCUCGACGGGCCCGACAAGGGUCAUUGGUUGCUAGGCAACGUUACCAAACUAUUCGAAGGUGGUAUCGAAUAUUGCGUCGAUAUUGUAGACAGAUAUGGUGGGGCAGUGAGACUUCAUGGGCCAUACGGUGAACUUGUCUAUCUUGCCGACCCACGCGCACUAUAUCACAUGGUCGUCAAGGACCAGCAGAUGUUUGAAGAGACUGACGAUUUCAUCAUGUCAAACAAACUCAUAUUUGGCAAUGGCCUGGUAGGCACUGUCGGAGAGCAGCAUCGCCGGCAACGCAAACUCCUCAGCCCCCUCUUUUCAACGACAAACAUGCGACGCCUCCUACCCACACUGCACCCAAUUGCUGAAAAACUGGCAUCCACCCUCGUAGCCAAACUCCCCGCUGACGGCUCACAAAAAGAAAUCGACGUUCUUCCAUGGCUCUCUCGCUGCGCGCUCGAUGGCAUUUGUCAAUGCAUCCUUGGGUAUCCCUCUAACAGCCUCUCAGCAGGAGAUGAUGAGGGUGAUGAAUACGUCGAAGCGCUGCGGAACCUGGGGCCCCUGAUCUCAAAUCUCCAGAUGCUACGACGGUUCGUGGUGCUCGUCAAUCGCUACUGCUCGCCAUACUGGGCAACAAAAGUUCUUGAUUUGGUCACAGCACCCUGGCUCCCGACGCAGCUUAUGAGGGACGUGCGGGAGUUGCGCCGCAUCGUGGAGACAAUGGAUAGUGCCAGUCGAAGGGAAUUUGCAGUGAAGAAAGCAGCUGCGGAGGCUGACGAUGAAUUAUGCGAAGACAGUCGUAUGCCACCGUCAAUGAUGGAUAUCAUGCUAAAAGCCAACUCCGUGACAUCCAACACAGACCAGCUAACGGAUGCUGAAUUAUUCGGACAAAUGAACGUCAUGGUAUUUGCUGGCCUCGACACGACUACCGCCGCGCUAGCCCGCUGCAUCUACUUGCUAGCCAUGAACCCCCACAUUCAAGCGAGACUCAGGAGCGAAAUUCGGGAUGCCAUGAAGUCCUCAGAGCAUCAGGACGAGGACGACGCCACCCCAUUCGCUGGACUGUCCUACGAAAUUCUCGACAACCUCCCGUUCCUCGAUGGUGUCGUGAAGGAGACCCUCCGUCUUUACCCCUCCUUCCCAUUCAUGCUGAGGAAAACGACCAAAGCAACCACCCUCCCUGUACACUUCCCCGUGCGCACACGGGCCGGUGUGGAAACGUCCACCAUUACAAUGCCGCAGGGGAGCCAUGCAAUCAUCUCCAUCCUCGCUGCGAACCGCCAUAAAGAGAUAUGGGGUCCUGACGCGAAUGAGUGGAUCCCUGAGCGGUGGCUUGCAGAGGAGCAAGGACGAUCUGCGCCUACCCUAGGUGUCAAGGACGGUGUUCGGUUCCCCGCCGUGUACUCCAACAUGAUGACGUUCCUCAGCGGCAACCGUUCCUGCGUCGGGUUCAAAUUCGCCGAGAUGGAAAUGAAAAAAGUCCUGGCAACUCUCCUCGUACGUCUGCACUUUGCGCUCCCGACGGAUAAAGAAAUCCAGUGGAAGCUCUGGGCGUUCCAUGUCCCUGUUGUCAAGCCCCCCGCUGGCGAUGGCGUGACGCAGCAGGUCCCGUUGAACGUGCGCCUGGCGAGGGAGGAAGAUUUUAAGUGGUAGGUUAUGAUAGAGCAUUGCGUGUGGACAGUGGCUUCUUUCACGACUUUCUAUAACGUCCUCCUAUCUUAUGCGCACGCAUUAGCGUGUAUAGAGCUGUGUUUUGUUACCAUUUCAUGCAGUACAUGGUGGUACUACUUACUGUCUUUUCGAUGCGCUCAUACUACUAUAUUCAGAUAUAGAUGAUGUUUGUUGGUACCACUCCAUGCAACUACAUAGUAGAGCUGUACGAUUCACUGUAAGAGUUCUCAGGUCUUAAAUGACGAUAGCAUGACGCGAGACAAUGAAACAAAAGAACAGACGACACGAUCACGUCGAUGCAAAGAAUUUCAC